AAAUCCAAUCACUCACCCAACCCAGCCCAGCUCAGCCCAGUUCUACUUGUAGUUAGCCAACCUCAUUCUCGCUCACUCGCUCUCAUUCUCGUCUUUCAUCUUAUUCUUCGCUUCUCCUCUAUUUUCACUUCUUCUCAUACAUCACCAGGCCAAUAUCGAAAUAUCGCUUAAUCGCUCUCGACGCGUCCUUGUUAGCGAAUAACCUCGUUACUCCUUAAUUCUCAAACAGAUCGACGGUCGGUCAACAGUUCCAAAGACAACUCCCCGUCGUGAGCACGCUAGACUUAGCCAUGUCCACGCCGGGUCAGGGCACUCAGCCCACGGGGGCGUCAGCCCCUAACCCAUCCUCUGUCGACAACAACAGCAACGCCAAUCCAGCUUCGUCUCCUGCUGAGAACUCAUCACCAGCACAACCCGCAACUUCGAAUCCAGCUUCGAACAACAGUCCUUCGGCUACCCAGCCGAGCCCAUCCGCCGACGAAACACAACCGGCGACUAAUGAUGCGAGCCAAGCAUCCGAUAAAGCCAGUGCCUCUGAAACAGCUGCACCUGCGCCAACAUCUGAUAAUGCAUCGCCUUCUUCUGACGUCCCCGCGCCCUCACCGACGAGCUCUAGCAGGUCUACUCAAGCAAGACCAACCACAGAGGCGGCAGAUCCAUCCUCAACAGAUGACAGCAAUGAUCGACAGAGCACUACGGAAGAAAGCGAGGCGUCUGCCACUGAAAUUACUACAUCCGAGGUUUUGUCGACUAUUGUCACCGUAACGGGUAGCCAGGGACCUGAAACGAGCAUCGUUUUGGUUACCGCGAUUCGUACACAGAGAGUUACCGCUACCGAGGCCUCCGCUUCCGCCACCAGUACCGACGAUGCUGAUGCCGUUGGUAGUGGCAGCGGGAAUGGAGGUGGUGGUCUGAGCCAGAAGAGCAAAGUUGCUAUCGGCGUUGCUGUGCCAAUUGCUGCGAUUGCCAUCCUCGCGCUCCUCGGUUUAUUCUGGUGGAAGAAGCGCAAAACCCGACGACAAGCCGAAGAGGAGCGACGAAAGGAAGUUGAGGAUUAUGCCUACAACCCCAACGCCGACCCCACAAUCCCAGCAGUUGGCAUGGCAGAUGGUGGCUAUGAGAUGAGGGAAGAUGGCUCUUCCGGUUAUCGUGGCUGGGGCAAUACCACUCUUGGCUCAACUGGUCGCAAGGCUUCUACUACUCUGUCUGGCGGUGUCACUGGAGCCUACUCAGAUAUUACUUCGCCUACUCGAGGCAACAUGUCAGACGGUCGCUCUGGCGAGCCUCUUAUGGAUGGUUCACACUCGCCAGAGGGCGAGAUUCUCGGAGCAAUGGGUCCUUCUGCUGCCAACAACCGAGGCGCAGAUGUGCAUCGUGGACCAUCCAACGCUUCCUCCUCUUACAGUGCUGCUGGCCGAUCCGAUGCUUCGGACCCCAUGGGAGUACCAUAUGGCGCUGGUAACGGGUAUUACGACCAAUACUCACAGAACCCCUAUAACGACAACGGGCCACAACAGGCAGUCAUUCGCGAUAACCCGGCACGACGAAACACACGCAUUGAGAACCCGUCUCACUAUCCACAGCAGAGCGCAGGUAUUUCACAAAACUUUUAAACUCUCACUUAUGCGUACUAUCGAAAUUUUUCGGUCACCACGACUUUCCUAUGUCUCUAGAAAGAUACCCACGCCUUUCGAUAACUCUCGCUAGGAGGUGGAAUAUGCACUUGAACGGCGUUCCACACUUCCAGCAUCUCCUUUAUUUCGUCAGCCACCCACGUUGAGUAGGUUGCAACUUAAUCACUGACUUUUUCCGGAUCCCCUAAGUCUCAUCAGGGAAUCCUUCUCCUUUUUGGCUACCACAUCUUCAAAACGGAGCAUUUCUGGUUCUUUUUUCUUUCUUCGUAUCUCGCUUACAAGGGCACCAAUGGCAGGGUGGCAUCCCCUUGGAAUAUGUUUACAUCAUGAGGUGGAAUCUGUACAUAUGAGGAACGAUGGAGUUAUCUUGCCCUCUGUCUGGAAUGAUUCAAAGGGCAAUUAUUAUUCGCCUGGUAAUAUUUGGGUGCAAGAGGAAGUGUAAAAAAGUUUAUGUCCAAGUUGAAUAGUGGUGGGGAUGUGUGUGUCGGAUGAGUUGUGUGAGGGGGAUUUGGUGUGGUCUUCUAGAAGUCACCGGUUGAACAAUGUUGAAACGUGGAUUUAUAGAGGUAUAUAGCGAGCGAAUUGAUGAAAUGUUACGCAACAGUACUUGUACAACCAGUUAUUCACGGCG
Molecule: messenger RNA, 2265 nt
Organism: Fusarium verticillioides 7600
Lineage: Eukaryota; Fungi; Ascomycota; Sordariomycetes; Hypocreales; Nectriaceae
Exons: 2
Coding region: 291-1613 (440 amino acids)
Source: RefSeq, a predicted model, not a curated record